AUGUCAGUUUUGUUUUUCCUAAAGUCAAUAACCAGCUCCUUUGCUGAGAGCGGUGGAGGUAAGGUGUUUUUGUUCCCAAGAGAGUCUAACACUGCCUAUGUGCGCAUCAUGCCCAAGAAACCUCUGAAUUUGCAGGCCUUCACGCUCUGCAUGCGCGUCGCCACUGAACUCAACAACCAGCGAUCGACCAUCCUGUUCGCUUAUCGCACUGAGCAAGCUGAUGAGCUCAACGUGUGGCAAGAAUAUGGAAAGGUUUAUCUUUAUCUGAGAAGCAGUAGUGAUGGUGCAUUUUUUGCUCUACCACCACUGUCUGCAUUCCCCACUCACCUGUGUACCACCUGGGACUCGAGCACUGGAGCCACCACGUUUUGGGUGAAUGGACGCCGCAACCUGCUGAAAAUCUACAGACGUGGCCAUAAGGUAGUGUCAGGUGGAACUAUAAUUCUUGGACAGGAUCCUGACUCAUAUCUGGGCCAGUUUGACAUUAACCAGAGCUUCGUGGGUGAAAUUUCAGAUGUACAAAUGUGGGAUAGUGUACUGACUGCAGGUCAGAUUGAGCUGCUGUAUAACAAUCGGUAUGAAGCUCCAAUUGGGAAUGUGCUCGACUGGAACUCUCUCCAGUACCAAAUCUUUGGGAACGUGGUUCAGGUGUCGGACUAA
Neoarius graeffei (lesser salmon catfish) is the source of this 660-nucleotide messenger RNA. Its product is annotated as C-reactive protein-like. The coding region runs from base 1 to 660 and encodes 219 amino acids. The record is from RefSeq and is a predicted model, not a curated record. The transcript has 3 exons. Lineage: Eukaryota; Metazoa; Chordata; Actinopteri; Siluriformes; Ariidae.